Messenger RNA from Topomyia yanbarensis, 1482 nucleotides. RefSeq lists its product as uncharacterized. The coding region runs from base 1 to 1482 and encodes 493 amino acids. The transcript has a single exon. The record is from RefSeq and is a predicted model, not a curated record. Lineage: Eukaryota; Metazoa; Arthropoda; Insecta; Diptera; Culicidae.
AUGUUAUCCGGAUUAGACGAACCUGAGGAAGGUAGAAUGUUUGUCAACGAGAUGAUCAGCCUAAUGGAAUCAGCGGGAUUCUCGUUACGAAAGUGGAACUCCAACUGCAGGGAGAUUCUGUUAGAGGUACCAGAACAUCUGAGAGAUGAUCGCACUAUUCUCCAGCUUGAUUCCCCAACAUCCACCGUUAAAACGCUAGGUUUACUGUGGGAACCCAGUACAGAUCGAUUCCAAUUCAGCACCCCGCAGUGGAACUCAUCGGCGGUCAUCACCAAACGCACCGUUCUGUCGGAUGUCUCUCGACUUUUCGAUCCACUCGGACUGGUAGGGCCCGUGAUCAUACAGGCCAAGAUGUUCAUUCAAGAAUUGUGGAAGCUUGACUGUGGUUGGGAUGAACCACUUGCCGAAGGCAUGCAGGAUCGCUGGCAUGAAUAUCGUCGAAACUUGACUGGCCUUGAGGGAUUGUCUGUACCUCGCUGGGUUGAAAUCAGAUCCGAUAUCAUCGACACACAGCUCCAUGGGUUCUGUGAUGCCUCUGAGAAGGCAUAUGGGGCCUGCAUCUACGUGAGAAGUAUCUCCAAUAGCGGAUCAGUUGCUGUACACCUACUGGCAUCGAAGUCUCGUGUCGCCCCUCUCGAGAACCUGAAAAAGAAGAAGCAAUGCCAAACGAUUCCGCGCUUGGAGCUUUCUUCAGCUUUACUCCUUUCCCACCUCUACGAAAGAGUGGUCAGUAGCACACACAUCACAGCCCCAGCUUUCUUUUGGACAGAUUCGAUGAUUGUUAAGUGCUGGUUAGCAUCAUCACCGUCGCGAUGGAAAGAAUUCGUUGCGAACCGAGUUUCAGAAAUCCAGCAUAUAACGAAAGGCAGCAUCUGGAAUCACGUAUCAGGAGUUGAAAACCCAGCCGAUAUAGUUUCUCGCGGCAUGACGCCUGCGCAGCUGCAGUACCAAUCGCUAUGGUUUGGUGGACCUCACUGGCUGCUUCCGGAGCAAGAUAACUGGCCGGGAACACUGCAAGCUUGCGAAGACCGCAUUGACAGAUCAGUACUAGAGGAAAAAGGAGCCGUUGUUGCAGUUCUGAAAUCUGUUUCUCCCGGUGAGCUGUUUAACCUGCGAUCAACUUACACUGGAUUGGUGCGACUCACAGCAUACAUUUGUCGGUUCCGUUUCAACGCUCAAGCUGCAAAUCGGAAUUGCCGAAACCUUGGAAGUUUAACCGUCAAGGAACUCGACGGCGCUGUACGGACACUUGUCUCUCUGUCUCAGCGAGAAUGUUUCCCACAAGAGCUGGCGGAUUUGACCAACAAUCGUCCACUACGUAAUUCAUCGAUCCUUUCGCUCAAUCCUCAGCUAAUUGAAGGCAUACUCUGCGUUGGCGGCCGGCUACGGCACGCACAUCUGUCUAACAGUCGUGUUACCGACAGAAUAGUCGCCGCGCCUCAUUGGGCAACAUUGAGUAAAAAACCUACCAUCAUUUACUGA